Messenger RNA from Cryptococcus deneoformans JEC21, 1420 nucleotides. RefSeq lists its product as hypothetical. The record is from RefSeq and is a predicted model, not a curated record. Gene Ontology annotation, biological process: mitochondrial ATP transmembrane transport; mitochondrial ADP transmembrane transport. Bases 183 to 1142 code for a protein of 319 amino acids. Gene Ontology annotation, molecular function: ATP:ADP antiporter activity. Gene Ontology annotation, cellular component: mitochondrial inner membrane. The transcript is spliced from 6 exons. Lineage: Eukaryota; Fungi; Basidiomycota; Tremellomycetes; Tremellales; Cryptococcaceae.
UAUUUCUUCUUCUACCCCGCCCUAAUUAUUGUAACAGUCCCUUCGUAAUUCGUUAUCGGGUAUAUUGACUUGUUGAUCACGGUACCGACGACACUUUUCGCAGACGUUACCAGCCCUCGGUGAAAGACAAGAAGUGACUCAUACUGAUUGCCUCCAAGCCUUCCGCCCCUUAAACAGUAAACAUGUCCAAAGUGCAAGAAUCUACUGUCAAAAAACCAACCGACACAGAUGUCUCUGGCUUCCUAACAAACUUCUUGAUGGGUGGAGUGUCUGCAGCCAUCUCCAAAACAGCAGCCGCCCCGAUUGAGCGUGUCAAACUUUUGAUUCAGAACCAAGAUGAGAUGAUUAAACAAGGUCGUCUUUCGACACCAUACAAAGGCGUCAUCAACACUUUUGCUCGUACUUACAAGGAUGAAGGCCUCGUCUCUCUCUGGCGAGGAAACACAGCCAAUGUUAUCCGAUAUUUCCCUACCCAAGCACUUAACUUUGCGUUUAAGGACUACUUCAAGACUUUGUUCGGUUUCAAAAGAUCUGAAGGGUACUGGAAAUGGUUUGCUGGUAACAUCGCCUCAGGUGCCGCUGCUGGAGCUUCUUCCCUCAUUUUCGUGUACUCACUUGAUUAUGCUCGAACUCGUCUCGCCAAUGACAACAAGUCCGCAGGCAAGGGUGGUACCCGUCAAUUCAACGGACUUCUUGACGUCUACAAGAAGACUUUGGCUUCCGAUGGUAUCAUCGGUCUGUACCGCGGUUUCGUUCCUUCUGUGGCUGGUAUUGUUGUCUAUCGAGGUCUUUACUUUGGUCUUUACGACUCUGUCAAGCCUGUCGUUCUCGUCGGUGUUCUUGAAGGCAACUUCCUCGCUUCCUUCCUUCUUGGCUGGACUGUCACUACCGCUGCUGGCUUUGUUUCCUACCCGCUUGACACUAUCCGUCGUCGUAUGAUGAUGACUUCGGGUGGUACCGUCCACUACAAGUCCAUGUUCGAUGCUGCAUCCCAGAUCGUCGCCAAGGAAGGCUCGAGAUCAUUGUUCAAGGGUGCCGGUGCCAACAUCUUGCGAGGUGUCGCAAGUGCGGGUGUAUUGUCUUUGUAUGACAAGGCACAGGAGCUCAUGUUUGGCAAGGUUUAUUCUAGCGGUUCUGGGUAGUAAGCUCAAUAAUAGACAACAAACGGUUCCCAGGGUUACGGUGCGAGUGGUAUGUUCCGCAGGAAGUUUGUGGUCUCCGGACGAGAAGUCAAAAUGAUUACCAGAAUACAGUGGAUAUAUGUAGCUGAAAGAUACUUUUAUGCGUUAUGGAAGCGCUUGCCCGACAUGUACCGUAUACAACAGUUAGGGCUCUCUAUAUCAGCAUUCGCUGCAUUUACUGUCAUACUUACUCGCAGACAUCACGAGUAUCAGAUCAGCAUGCAAAGAUAGGCAUCCCU